AUGUCGGCGUAUGAUGAAAAUCCUUUUGGUGAACCUAUGGUAGAUAAUCCAUUUGCGGAUCCAGCUAUUCAACAAGUAACUCGGGCAAAUGCUAAUGUGCAAAGUUCCUUAGAGGAUUAUAACCCUUUUGAACAAGAACAAGUAAAACCGCAAAUACAAAUUAAUUCCACAUAUAAUGCCGCUGUUGUCCAGCCACAAUCGCAAAACAUUCCUUCCACUCAACCACGAGUUUUGACGACCACACCCAGUACGAGUGUGCAAAUUACCACGGAAGAUUUGCAGCGCCGACAGGAAGAGCUUGAUCGCAAAGCAGCUGAGUUGGAUAGACGUGAACAACAACUGCAAGGAAACAUGCCGCAGCUAAAUAAUUGGCCACCAUUGCCAGAUAAUUUCUGUCUAAAACCGUGCUUUUAUCAAGACUUCAGUUUAGAAAUUCCUCCAGAAUUUCAAAGACUUAUAAAGCACUUGUAUUACACAUGGAUGUUUUACACUUUUACGAUGUGCUUAAACAUUGCCGGGGGUUUCAUUAUUUUAUUGCAUAAAGGCAAUUUUACUGAUCUUGGUCUUUCUAUAUUCUACAUAUUUUUGUGCACGCCUGCCUCUUACAUAUGCUGGUUUAGGCCAGCGUACAAAGCGUUUCGCAACGACUCCAGUUUUAAUUUUAUGGUAUUCUUUUUCGUGUACUUUUUCCAAACAAUUUUUUCGGUAUUUCAGGCAAUUGGAUUUCGCAAUAGCGGUUUUUGCGGAUUCAUCGUGGCUCUUUCUCAAUUCGAUUCCACCGCUGUGGGCAUUGUAGUCGGAAUAUUAUUACUUGGAGUUGCAUUUUGCUUUGCUACUACUGCUGUUGCAAAUAUUAUGAUGAUUACAAAGAUCCAUUCAAUAUACCGUAGUACGGGGGCAAGCAUGGCUAAAGCUCAAGUUGAGUUUGCGACCGAGUUUAUGAGGAAUCAGCAUGUGCAAGAAGCUGCAUCUUCUGCCGUUAACACAGCCAUAAAUUCGCAAUUUAACAACCGGCGCUAUUAAUUUUAAUUCGAUCAGUGUGAAUUAAUCAUUACGAAAAUGUCAUUAUGACUACUGAUGAUAACAGUUUUAGCAAGCGCGUUUAUUGGAUUUAAUUAGACUAAAUAAAAUCGAAUGCGAGUUCUAUAAAAAAACACACUUAUAAUUAAUUAACUGCAAUUUAAUGAAUGUGACUUUUUAUAUUGCGUUAAAUGGGUUAGAAAUAGCAUAAUGAACACUUUAUAUACAACUUGUGAUGCGGAAAUUU
This is a messenger RNA of Glossina fuscipes, 1267 nucleotides long. RefSeq names its product secretory carrier-associated membrane protein 1 (gene Scamp). The coding region runs from base 1 to 1023 and encodes 340 amino acids. Gene Ontology annotation, cellular component: recycling endosome membrane; trans-Golgi network membrane. The transcript has 6 exons. NCBI's taxonomy places the organism in Eukaryota, Metazoa, Arthropoda, Insecta, Diptera, Glossinidae. The record is from RefSeq and is a predicted model, not a curated record. Gene Ontology annotation, biological process: protein transport.